Messenger RNA from Drosophila ananassae, 3120 nucleotides. RefSeq names its product proline-rich extensin-like protein EPR1. Bases 257 to 2674 code for a protein of 805 amino acids. The record is from RefSeq and is a predicted model, not a curated record. The transcript has 3 exons. NCBI's taxonomy places the organism in Eukaryota, Metazoa, Arthropoda, Insecta, Diptera, Drosophilidae.
AUAUAGAAAAUCUACAAGUUUUGAUGCUUUAGUUGGUAUUCCACACUCGACCUAGAAGUUAAACCAACUUAGCUUGGCAUCGAUCAAAUUCAAUCGACCGAAUUGAAUUUGAUACGAUCGGUCGCGUCUCCUUUCUUCUUCCGAUCCAUCCGAAUCCAGCAAGGAUUACAUAUAUCCACCACACGCACGCACGCAAAAAGGAUUACCCAACUUUCGCGGGAUUACUACUGUUCGCAGCAGUCGGAAAGUGUACACCAUGAGAAGUGCACUGUUCGUUGUGGCGCUCUGCGCCGUGGCGGUGGCCACAGUAACGGCCGAUACGCAUGUGCGUAAGACCCGUGCCGCCGACGGGUACUUCUACCCUACGCCCAAGGUGCCGUUCGAUCUGCCCGUUCGCACCAACCCACCGCCCACGCGGCCACCAACCCGCCCCCCCACUCCUCCCCCAACCAGGCCACCCACCCGGCCACCAACCACCCGUCCCCCGGCAACUUACUUGCCGCCCACGAAUAAGCCACCACCACCGGCUACUACUCGUGUGCCUCCACCACCACCGCCGCCAAGGACCCCACCUCCGACCAGGCCGCCAACUCGUCCCCCGACGACCCGUCCUCCAGCAACCUACCUGCCACCCACCAACAAGCCACCAGCACCGGUGACCACUCGUCGCCCGACGCCACCACCCACCAGGCCCCCAACCAGGCCACCAACCACCCGCCCGCCGGCAACCUACCUGCCGCCCACGAACAAGCCUCCUCCACCAGUGACCACCCGUGUGCCACCACCACCACCGCCGCCAAGGACCCCGCCUCCAACUAGGCCACCAACUCGUCCCCCGACGACUCGUCCUCCAGCAACCUACCUGCCGCCCACCAACAAGCCACCAGCACCAGUGACCACUCGUCGCCCAACGCCGCCACCGACCAGGCCACCAACCAGGCCCCCAACUCCACCACCGACCCGUGCUUCCACCCCAGCUCCUACCUACCUGCCACCCACCAACAAGCCACCACCACCAGCGACCACUCGUCGGCCAACGCCACCACCGACCAGGCCACCAACCAGGCCUCCAACUCCACCACCGACCAGGCCACCAACUCGUCCACCAACGCCGCCACCAACCUACUUGCCGCCCGUGACUGUGCGCACCACUCGCCCACCUCCUCCACCAACCCGUCCACCAACCCCACCACCGACUCGCCCACCCACCCGUCCUUCUACUCCCCCACCAACCCGUCCUCCCACUCCUCCCCCAACCCGUGCAUCCACUCCCGCUCCCACCUACCUGCCACCCACCAACAAGCCACCACCACCAGCAACCACUCGUCCCCCAGUACGCACCACCCGCCCACCUCCACCACCAACCAGGCCCCCAACCCCACCACCCACCAGGCCACCAACUCGUCCACCAACCCGUCCACCAACCCCUCCUCCGACCUACCUUCCCCCAGUGACCGUGCGCACCACUCGCCCACCUCCACCACCGACUAGGCCACCAACCCCACCACCAACUAGGCCACCAACCCGUCCCCCGACGCCACCCCCAACCAGGCCACCCACUCGUCCACCGACGCCACCACCAACCCGUGCCUCCACUCCGGCACCUACCUAUCUGCCACCCACCAACAAGCCACCACCACCGGCAACCACUCGCCCACCAGUGCGCACCACCCGUCCUCCUCCACCACCAACCAGGCCACCAACCCCUCCCCCAACUAGGCCACCAACUCGUCCCCCGACGCCACCACCAACUUAUCUGCCUCCCGUGACCGUGCGCACCACUCGCCCACCUCCACCACCAACCAAGCCACGCACUCCUCCCCCAACUAGGCCACCAACUCGUCCUCCGACGCCACCACCAACUUAUCUGCCCCCCGUGACUGUGCGCACCACCCGCCCACCUCCACCACCAACCAGGCCACCAACCCCUCCCCCAACUAGGCCACCAACUCGUCCCCCGACGCCACCACCAACCAGGCCACCCACUCGUCCUCCGACGCCACCACCAACCCGUGCCUCCACUCCGGCACCUACCUACCUGCCACCCACCAACAAGCCACCACCACCGGCUACCACUCGCCCACCAGUGCGCACCACCCGUCCCCCUCCACCACCAACUAGGCCACCAACUCCUCCCCCAACUAGGCCACCAACUCGUCCCCCGACGCCACCACCAACUUAUCUGCCCCCCGUCACCGUGCGCACCACCCGCCCACCUCCACCACCAACUCGUCCCCCGACUCGUCCUCCAACCAGGCCACCCACUCGUGCCACCACCCCGGCACCUACUUAUCUGCCACCCACCAACAAGCCACCACCACCGGCUACCACUCGCCCACCAGUGCGCACCACCCGCCCUCCUCCACCACCAACCCGGCCACCAACCCCACCACCCACUAGGCCACCAACCCGGCCACCCACUCCCCCACCAACCUACCUGCCCCCCGUGACGGUGCGCACCACCCGCCCACCUCCACCACCCACUCGCCCCCCAACCCCACCACCAACCCGUCCCCCCACUCGCCCACCAACCCCACCACCAACCCGUCCCCCAACUCGCCCACCCACCACGUACCUGCCGCCCGUGACCCGUCGCACCACCCCCUACGUGCCAGUCACCACCAAGUUCCCGGGCUACAACUACCCCGUGCCCAAGAUCCCCUUCAACUUCUAGGCGAAGGAUCUUCGGAUCUGCGGGAUCGCAGUAGUAGUAGCAGGCACUUGUCCAGGGCUAGAUUGAUCUUCUAGUCAUACAGUCGUACAGUCUAAAAAAAAAGAGAAAAGAUAGUUCACAAAUUGGCCGCCAGGGUGCUAGAGGGCGCCGCUGGGGCGCCACGAAGGGACGACACUUGUUUGUUUUUAUUUUAUUUUUUGUAAUUACGAAUCGCAUACUCAUACAGCUAGGGACCAUCGUCUACACACUAUGUGCCCCACUUGUACAGCUAACUCUCUAUCCAAUCUUGCUAUUUCUACCCGCUACGAUCGAAGAAGGACCGGCCCGAUCGACUGUGACGGGCCGAUCCAGCUCAAGACUAUAUAGCUCUAUAUUACGAUUAAUAAAUCUUUUAUUCGGAUCACUGAAGAACCUGAACAAUAAAAUAAGUUUUUCGAAUAUUUCAA